This is a messenger RNA of Lodderomyces beijingensis, 1326 nucleotides long. The record is from the annotation of a GenBank genome assembly. NCBI's taxonomy places the organism in Eukaryota, Fungi, Ascomycota, Pichiomycetes, Serinales, Debaryomycetaceae.
AUGUCUGAGUUGAACCCACGUACCAAACAUCGAGAGUUCAACGGUGUCGCCGGCGCACUCGGAAUCACUGUGGGGCUUCCCUUAGUCUUGGAAUUGUUCCAGUUGGUGUGCAAUCCAGCUUACUCCACCAAGGGUCUCCAUAUCGACGUUGGGGCCAUCGUGGGCCAACUCCCAUCGAAUUUGUCCGAAACGUGUGAGUUGAUGUUUGAUCCUACCGUGUGGAAAGUUUACCUUGCGUGGUUCUUCGGGUUAGUGGCACUAGACCAGAUCUUGCCCGGCACGCAGCUCCAAGGCACCGAGUUGCGAGACGGCACCAAGCUAAACUACACCAUAAACGGGGUCCCAAUGAGCUUAUUGUUGGUCACGUUGCUCGUUGCCCGCUUAUUCCAAGUGCAAGACUACCAGUUGCCCGAGUUGCAAUUCAUCUACGACCACCAGUUGCAACUUGUAUUCACCACGAUCAUUUUCUCCUUCAUCUUGGCGAUAUUUGUCUACGCCAUCUCGUUUAUCCCCUUGCGCAACGCCAAUGGCCGCGGCACCAAGGAGAGAAUCUUGAGCGUGAAUGGCAACACCGGCAAUGCGUUCUACGACUGGUUCAUUGGCCGCGAGUUGAAUCCUCGCAUUGGGUCAUGGGACAUUAAGCUAUUUUGCGAGUUGAGACCGGGGAUGCUCUUGUGGUUUUUGGUCAAUUUGAGCUGCUUGCAUCAGCAGUACCACCAGCUCGGGUACGUUACUGACUCGUUGGUGUUGGUGAAUCUCCUCCAAGCGAUAUAUUUGUUUGAUGGCGUGUUGAACGAGGCGGGGUGCUUGUCGAUGAUUGAUGUCACCACCGACGGGUUCGGGUUCAUGUUGAGCUUUGGCGACUUGGCUUGGGUCCCCUGGAGCUACAGCUUGCAAGCGCGUUAUCUCGCCAUCCCUGGGAACGAGGUCAAUCUCGGAUGGUGGAGGUGUUGCGCGGUGUUGUUGUUGCAAGUUGUGGGCUUUUACAUCUUCCGUGCUGCCAAUCAGCAAAAGGCCGAUUUCAAGAACGGCAAAUUGAACAGGUUAAAGUCAAUCACGACGCCCACGGGCUCGAAGUUGUUGGCCGAUGGAUGGUGGGCCAAAUCUCAGCACAUCAACUACAUGGGCGAUUGGCUCAUUGGCUGGUCGUGGUGCUUGCCCACGGGGUUCCAGACACCCUUGACCUAUUUUUACGUUGUCUAUUUCGCGAGUUUGUUGAUUCACCGUCAAGUGAGAGACGAUAUGAAGUGCCGGGCUAAAUACGGUAAAGCAUGGGACGAGUAUACAAAGUUGGUUCCAUACAAGAUUAUACCUUACUUGUAUUAA